AUCUAUUAAUUAUAAUUGCUAAAUAUUAUGGCAGAUUCUACAUUUAAAUAACUUUCACUAAUAAGAACAACAAGCAUUGUUUCAUAAGCAGAGGAGAUUCCUCCUUGUAAACCCCCAAAAUUAAUAAAAUUUACGUAUAGAAUAAUAUCAUAAAAUAGAUCUUAAUUGGAUGAUAUAAUAAAUGAAUAUGAAUAUAGACCAAUUCCAAUAAGUAGAUAAGGGUCAAAUUUCUAUUUAUAUGAUCCUUUGACUCAAUUGGGACCAAGAAGAUCAAUUACAUCAUAAAAUAAUUCCCCUCCACUUUAAUAAAUAUAACCACAAAUGUCUAUGAUUUCAACGAUUGGUGAUUAAAAAAAAAAUUAAGAAUUAUAAUAAAAAGAUUAGGAUUAAAUUGAAAAAGAACAAUCAGAAUAGGAAGAAAGAAGAGAAAAAAAAAAUAAAAAAUUGUCAUAAUUUGAAACUAAAAAUUUGUAAAUACAAAAAAAAAUUAAAAAAAAGAAUAACUAAUUAGAAUAAUAACCUUGUUUUUGUAGAAAUAGUGGUUGUUUAAAAAGAUAUUGUAGAUGUUUUCAUAGUGGAAGAAUGUGUUUGAAAGAAUGUUAAUGUGUUGAGGGGUGUUAGAAUAAUGAUGAUCAUUUAGAAGAACGUAAUAUAGCAAUAAAACAUGUUAAUGAAAAAUGUCAUAGAAAUAAGAAUGUUCCAAAAGAAGCUUUAUUUAAACUUAAAGAUAGUUUUGGUUGCAAUUGUAAAAAGUCUAGGUGUUAAACUGGUUAUUGUGAAUGUUUUUUGAGGAAAUCUAAAUGUACAGUAGAUUGUUAAUGUGAAAAUUGUGAAAAUGGUUUAGAUGAAGCAUAUUUAUAAAGUUAAUAAGAACGAAAAAAUUAUAGAAUUAAAAGAAAGUGAAUAUAAUUAAUAAAUAUUUAUGAUGUGG
Messenger RNA from Paramecium sonneborni, 931 nucleotides. Lineage: Eukaryota; Ciliophora; Oligohymenophorea; Peniculida; Parameciidae. The record is from the annotation of a GenBank genome assembly.